This is a messenger RNA of Hyposmocoma kahamanoa, 1950 nucleotides long. RefSeq names its product sorting nexin-13-like. The transcript has 14 exons. Gene Ontology annotation, molecular function: phosphatidylinositol binding. The record is from RefSeq and is a predicted model, not a curated record. NCBI's taxonomy places the organism in Eukaryota, Metazoa, Arthropoda, Insecta, Lepidoptera, Cosmopterigidae. Gene Ontology annotation, cellular component: early endosome. Bases 1 to 1950 code for a protein of 649 amino acids.
AUGAAAGUAUUAAAGUGGUUUGGCCUUAUUUCGAUUAUUGUAUUAGGGUUAUGUGGCUUCGGGACAUACUUAACAAUUUUUACAUUUUUGGUAUCGUUUCUCUUAGGAGUUGCAACGUUGCUGUAUUUGAAUUUUGACAGCAAAAAUAUAUUUCCUGUUGAUUUAGACACACUGAAUGACCCUUUGCAGGAAUCAAACUUUUCUGUGCAAUCUCCCAAGAUAUUAGAAUUAUUCCAAAAAGAACAAAAACUACACAAAUUUGACAGCAGAAUCACGGGUAGUGAAACAGUUGAUUCAUUUCUUAAUGAAAUUAUAACAAUAAUCAUCAGUGAUUAUGUCACUAAUUGGUAUGAGAUACUUACCAGUGAUGAAGAGUUUGCAACACAUGCUGUUAAACAAGUGGUGCUGGCAGCUGGUGCUAAUAUAGCUAAUAGAAUUAAAAGUGUAGAUUGGAUAUAUCUUUUUUCAACAAGAUUUCCUGAAGAAUUGACAAUGCAUCUCAAACUUUUCAAGCAGUCUAGAGUUAGGUUGAAACAUAUACAUUUAGUAAGCGCUAAGGAUGUAGCCAAUGGUACAUCUAGGUCUAGCCCAAAGCGGCAGGAGGAAAAGAAGACACAUAGAAGAAACAAAAGUGAUACAGAUUUGUCAUGGCCACCAGAUACACAAUCUUAUGGGAAAUCAAAAUUUUAUGGCAGCUCAGAAAAUUUGGAAGGAAAAUCGUUGAAAGAUUUGUUUUUUGAUUUGGAGUGUUCCAUAGAGAAUAAACAAAUAUGUCGUGAUAUUUUUUGUGAGGAUCCAGAGAAGGAAUAUGCUCUUCUCUGCGAAGUGUCCGAAGCUGUACUGUACUUAGUCGCGCCAGAGGAAGUAUGGAAGUGUCAUGCUGAAAAAAUUUUACUCAUAGAGCUGUUGUCUUCAGUUGUAUUACGACCCUUGUUGGCUUUAUUGAGCGACCCUGAUAAUGUUAAUAGAGCAAUUAUUAGGAUUUGUUGUCGCGACUCUACUCUGCCGUCCGAGUUGUUCCUAACUGUCAUCAGAUGUUGCGUGGACGCAGAGGAACUUGAUGCGACGUUAGAAUUAGUUCAAAAGGAUAUACAGAAGUUGCACUCCAAAGACAGCGCGGGCGAAUGGGAACUGUCGGAUCGACAAAAACUGUCGUCAUUACAAUAUUUGUCACGAAUCCUUCAAGCGAGGAGAGCGACUCUAGGCCCACAGGAAGGGCUGUCAACUAGUACCAACACUGAGAAAAUAUCAGAUGAAGUGUCCCGAACUUUAAAAUUCCUAAGAGCAACAGCAGCCUGGAGAUCAAAUGCGCAAUAUUUGCUUGAAAUCGAUUUGAAUGGAGCUGACUCACCCAACACCUCAAAAGCAGACCUAGACACCCUUCGUUCGUCGGCCUUGGAACUAUGCGACAUGUACCUAGCACCGAAUAAGCCUGUGAUUCUCGGUAUAGCGGAGAACUGCCACGCCGACCUCGUGAGGAAGAUCACUACUGAAGGCGAAGAGUUCACAAGCAACCCCGUCAUUUGCUUCGAUGAUUUGCAGAAAUGCGUCUGCGAUGCAUUGGAGGACGAUCCUACGUGGCAAGCAGACUUCAUGAUGGACAGUGAGCAAGAAUGUUCAGACAGAAGCAACAGUGACUUAAAAAAAGAAGAGAAAUCUGAGAAAAAGUACAGUGAUAAAUGCAAGAAAAUAAUGAAAUCGUGUCUUCUAUUACCGAAGCUGUUUAUGAAGUCCAAAUACCGUUACGAGUUCCCUAGCAAGUCGUCCACCUUUCCUCGCACGUUCCGAAGACAACCAUGUACUAACAAGAACCACACACUACCUAAAUGCAAAACCUGUGGCGACUUCCUGCCCGUGCCCGGUACGGCGAGGCACAGUCGAUCUCGUUCCGACAUUGUCUGCAACUUUGCCCAAAAGAUGAUCAAUGAAAGCGCAGGUACAUAUAUGUAG